UUUGUCACCCUUGUUUCUUUUGGGCCCAAUUUUCUUUCUUGCUCUCUCUCUUCUCUUCAUCGCAUCGCUUAUUCGAUUGCGUUGCCUCUCUCGUUCUCUCCCUUUUAAUAUCCAACUUCAUCAUUCGUCGGUAAGCCUAUCAAUCAUUCUCUUAUUCUUUGCCUGUUCCUAAUUUUCUAGGGUUUCCUUUCUAAUCCCCUCUUUACAAUCCUAUUGUAUUCCCCCUUCGUAUUUUUUCGAUUUUAUCUUCUUCUUCCAUCUCCAAUCUCCAUCCGAUCUCUCGCGCGUUCUUCAAUUUUGAAUUCUCGGGGAUUCGUUUUGUUUUGGGUUUAGGGUUCUAUUAAACAAAAAAAUACAAAAAAAACUGUUGCAAAGGGUGGAUUAGGGUUUUCCCUUGUGAUUCACGAAUUUAGGUAUAUAGAGAAAUAUAUGGCGGCUAGCAGACAUGGCGGUUACCGCGAAAACGAGUUCAAAGAGCGCGAAUCGAAGUUAGAAGUUUCCAGACGCGGAUUCGCGAAUUCGAAAGAGGAUUACGAUCGUGUUAGGAAUGGUGGUGGCGGUGAAGUUGUGAGGGGUGGGUCAAGGGAUAGGGUUAGGGUGAGGCAGAAGGAUAUUAAGGAGAGGGAAGGUGUUAAUGGUGGUGGUUAUCGAUCCUCUUCGAGUAGGAGUGACUCUGGCAGCAGUGGCCUUGGUCCUCGCCGGUGUGGUUUCUCUGUCAAGGCAGUUGAUAGAGAGCCUGGUGAGCUUUCCAGUGAGAGUGGUUCUGAUGAUGCUAUUGAAUCGGAACCGGGGUUAAAAGGCUCCGAGGUUGCGAUGUUGGAAGAAACCAGGACUCUGUCUCCGCCAGUGCCGGAGAGAAAAAGGAAGUUUUCGCCCAUAGUGUGGGAUCAGGAUGACAAGGAAGUCAACGAGCUAUCCAAAGUUAGGGUUUCCGCCUCUGCGGUGAAGGUGGCUGCGCUUCCUCCUCCACCUCCGUUGCCUAAGGUGUUCCGUCAGUCACAGUCGCCGAAUGCUCCGAAUAGUGGAGUUGAAAUAGUUCCUGUCAAGAACAGGGAAACUGAGGAACUUCAGUUGAAUGCAGCAUCUAAUGUUACCUUGUCCUCUCCUUCAGGUUUGCAUUCAUUGCCCCCAAAAGGGAAGUGGGAUAAUGAUCAGGAAGCUGAGCAUCCAGAAGGCGAAGAUUAUGUUCCAACUCGCAAUAUAUCGUCUUCAAGAUGGGCAGCUGGAGAUAACUCUCCUGUUGAUGAGGGUGAGAUCCUCAAUGAUGAGGAAAUGCCCAAAAGUAGGUGGAGGGUGUCUCCUGAUUUAUUGGAUGGUAGGCUAAGGAACAAGCUAUUGAGCCCUGAGGAAUCUAAGGUAGAAGGUAUUGAAAGAGCUAGAGCCAGAUCAUCUGAAUCUGAAGAAAGAGGUGCCCGUGGGAGAACUUCCAGUGGUGAUGAUUACCCCGGGUCAGAGAAGGAUGACUACAUGGAGGUUGAUGUUCAAGGUGGGAAAAGUGAAACCAGUAUCAGUCACUCAGACACGGAUUCUGAAGAUGAAGAUGAUGGCCGGGAGACUCCAGAACCUACUGCUCAACCUCAAAGAACAUUCAACAUGCUUCAGGGUUGUAGAAGUGUUGAUGAGUUUGAGAGACUCAACAAGAUAGAUGAAGGAACAUAUGGUGUUGUAUAUAGGGCUAGGGAUAAAAAGACUGGAGAAAUUGUAGCAUUGAAGAAGGUCAAGAUGGAGAAGGAAAAAGAGGGCUUCCCACUGACUUCUCUCAGGGAAAUAAACAUUCUUCUUUCUUUUCACCACCCAUACAUAGUUGACGUUAAAGAAGUAGUGGUAGGAAGUAGCCUUGAUAGUAUUUUCAUGGUCAUGGAAUAUAUGGAACAUGACCUUAAAGGACUAAUGGAGGCAAUGAAGCAACCUUUUAGCCAGAGUGAAGUGAAGUGCUUGAUGAUCCAGCUUUUAGAAGGUGUGAAGUAUCUUCACGACAACUGGGUGCUUCAUAGGGAUUUGAAGACUUCAAACCUUCUUCUAAAUAAUAGGGGUGAGCUCAAAAUUUGUGAUUUUGGCUUGGCUCGUCAGUAUGGGAGUCCUUUAAAGCCAUACACACACCUGGUGGUAACUCUUUGGUACAGGGCACCUGAACUUCUUCUGGGGGCAAAACAGUAUUCAACAGCCAUUGACAUGUGGUCUUUAGGUUGUAUAAUGGCUGAGCUAUUGUCUAAGGAACCACUGUUUAAUGGGAGAACAGAGUUUGAUCAACUUGACAAGAUUUUCCGGAUUCUUGGCACACCAAAUGAAACAAUUUGGCCUGGGUUCUCCAAAUUACCCGGAGUCAAGGUCAAUUUUGUCAAACACCAGUACAAUCUCCUGCGUAAAAAGUUUCCUGCCACAUCAUUCACUGGAUCUCCUGUUCUUUCUGAUUCUGGAUUUGAUUUGUUGAACAAGCUUCUAACUUAUGACCCUGAGAAGCGGAUCACUGCCGAAGAUGCUCUAAAUCAUGAGUGGUUCCAUGAAGUUCCUCUCCCCAAAAGUAAAGAAUUCAUGCCCACAUUUCCUGCUCAACAUGCUCAGGACAGGCGUGUGCGGAGAAUAUACAAGAGUCCGGAUCCUUUAGAGGAGCAGCGUCGGAAGGAGUUGCAGCAGGGUGAAACAGGGACUGGUGGGAUUUUUGGCUAAGAAUGGUGCUUACAACACUCCGCUGAAUGGUUCAGUGUAUGAGGUGAGGGUAUGCACUGAAUGGAAGUUGGAAGCAUUGUUUGUUAGACGAUCACUCGUGCUGUUUUUUAGCAGGAACUUGUUGGUUUGACAGAGAUGUAUUCUUUUACCUCCUGGGAACCAGAUUAUUUCAGGUUAACAUUCUUGAUGCUUGAUCAUUAUAUAGAAAUGCAUCUGGGACAUGACUUGCUUCUCAAGGUGUGGCAUUAUUGGCUUCUAAAAUUAGGAAUUGUCAGUGUCAGCUGAAACUUUGUAACAUAUCCAUUGGCAUAUUGUAUAAACAAAUUUAUCUGGUUGAGUAUUAAAGCACUAUGGAUUUUCUAGCAGCUAUCUCUUCUUUCUUUUUUAAUAUUCACAUUGUGUUUGCAAGAGACGGUUGGUGUGAAGUGGAAGAGGACCUUCUGUGCAUCAUACCAAAGAAAUUGAGUGACAUUAUGCAUUGAAAGUAUCAAGUAACAAAGCAAGCAGGUUGAGGAGGUUACCAGUAUAUCCUAAAGUAUAGAACUUCAAUUAGUUGUUCCUUCAGUCUCUCUAGAGCUGCGAGAUGGGGUUGCUAAGAGAUGUAAAGCAUCCACUUCUCAUUCAGCAUCAAUUUACUGGAUGGGCGAUAACGCAGUAAGCAUAAGCUGUAUUUUUUUUUUCUUUCAAUAGGUAGAGGGCAGGUUGACGUGAAGUAUAUUAGGUUUGCCUAGUUUAAGUGUGGGUUGGUGGGGUUGUAUUUCAUAGAUUGCCAGUGUUUUACGUGAGAAUGAACUUUUGGUAAAUGAAGACUGGAGUAUGUUGAAGGAUUUAGAGAGAUGGUUAAAAUGGGCUGGUUGACUAUUUUCUAGGGUUUUGAUGAUUGACAUUGGUCGAAACAUAGAAAAGACAAGAUUUACUUGCUUAUGGUGCUUUUCUACAAUUGUUUUUAAGUUGCAAAGUUCUCUACAAGAGCAGUACGGGAGACACCAUACCUAAAUGUUGUGGCAUGAUGGGAGGGAGGAUGGAGAUUUAAAGAUCGACGUAAAAUACAUGAGGUGUGCUGAAGCAAUUCAUCACACGCCAUAUUUGGUUUCAGUUUUAUAUUUUUUCUAUUAACAUUUUAUCUCAUCUUUGCAAGGCGACAUCAACUGAAGCAUUGUCCACGACAAAAUUAGAAGGCAUUAUAUUUAGAUUUUUAUUUUAUUUUUUUAUUUUAAUGAUGGGGUUAGGGGCGAAAAUGGCGAUGCUGAUUGUCGUAGGGGGCGUAUUAUCCUUUGAUGGGUCAAGAUGUUUGGGUUUGAUUUAUUGAGACAUGCAUAUUGGAAAAUUUUGCACUGAAUUAUAAUUAUAUUAAUUAUAUCGUGCCA
Messenger RNA from Glycine soja, 4034 nucleotides. RefSeq names its product cyclin-dependent kinase G-2. NCBI's taxonomy places the organism in Eukaryota, Viridiplantae, Streptophyta, Magnoliopsida, Fabales, Fabaceae. Bases 430 to 2667 code for a protein of 745 amino acids. The transcript has 8 exons. Gene Ontology annotation, biological process: regulation of mitotic cell cycle; protein phosphorylation. The record is from RefSeq and is a predicted model, not a curated record. Gene Ontology annotation, molecular function: ATP binding; cyclin-dependent protein serine/threonine kinase activity. Gene Ontology annotation, cellular component: nucleus.